AUGGCGACCGCAGGAAGGAACACACUGUUAUCGGCCAACUCCAAUGUAAAUAACGGCACAGCGGAAAACCAAAACACGGAGGAGGAUGACGGACAGAAUUUAUGGUCAUCCAUACUGAGCGAAGUGUCAACGCGUUCACGGUCAAAACUGCCAUCGGGGAAAAAUGUCGUGGUUAUGGGGGAGGUGGGCUCAGGCAAGACCACCUUGGUGGCAAAGCUGCAAGGUGUGGAGGAGUACAUGAAGGGGCGGGGCCUGGAGUACCUGUACUUCAGCGUUCAUGACGAAGACAUUGACGACCACGCGCGGUGUAACGCGUGGGUGUUGGACGGAGACCUGUAUCAUAAAGGUUUGCAGAAGUUUGCGCUGUGUGCGGAGAACCUGGCAGACUCCCUGGCGCUGUUUGUGGUGGACCUGUCCCGGCCCUGGCUGGCUCUGGAUUCCUUACAGAAAUGGGCCAGCGUGUUGAGAGACUACCUGGACAAGCUCCGAAUCCCACCGGAAACCAUGAGAGAGCUGGAGCACAAACUGGUGAAGCAGUUUCAGGAGUAUGUUGAGCCAGGGAGUGACCUGGACAGCCUCCCCCAGAGGAGAAACCCUGAGUCAGAGGAGGAGAGUGUGGUGCUUCCCCUGGGAGACAACACACUCAUUCACAACCUGGGCCUUCCCAUCGUGGUGGUCUGCACCAAGAGCGAUGGAAUAAGCACGCUGGAGAAGGAACAUGAUUACAGAGAUGAGCACUUAGACUUCAUUCAGUCACACAUGCGCCGUUUCUGCCUGCAGUACGGGGCAGCGCUACUCUACACGUCAAUGAAGGAGAAUAAAAAUCUAGAUUUGUUAUACAAAUACCUCGUCCACAGACUAUACAACUUCCCCUUCAGCGCUCCUGCCCAGGUGGUGGAGAAAGACUCCGUCUUCAUUCCAUCAGGUUGGGACAAUGAAAAAAAGAUAGCCAUCCUACACGAAAAUUUCCAGACGAUAAAAGCAGAGGACAACUUUGAAGACGUAAUUGUGAAACCACCAGUUAGAAAGUUCGUACAUGAGAAAGAAAUUUUAGCAGAAGAUGAUCAGGUGUUUCUGGUGAAGUUGCAGUCGCUGCUGGCCAAACAGCCUCCUGUCUCUACGGGACGACCAGUGGACCCAUCAAACAGACCUCCCUCUGGCUCCCCGAGGACGACCAAUCGUUCGGCGGCAGCCAACGUGGCGAACGUCAUGCCCAUGCAAUCAGGUACAAAGAAGAUUGAUCCCAAUAUGAAAGGAGGCCAGACCAGCGAGGGGGUGCUGGCCAACUUCUUUAACAGCCUUCUCACUAAGAAGGCAGGUUCACCAGCCCCAGGGGGACAGCCCGCAGGGGGAGGGAGCAACACCCCCGGAACAGUCCGGAAGUCAGGCUCUAAACUGGGUUUGACGGAGGUACAAGCAGAGUUGGACCGAAUCUCUAACAAAACUGACCUGGAUUCAGCAGCCACUACACCACCGGCCGAAACCGACCAAUCCUGAGCAAGGGCCGAUCUUCACCUCCCAUCAACCCCGCCAUCUCCCCGUCAACCCCCCUGCCUGCUCCUCCCAGUCAGCCACAUCUGCUC
Messenger RNA from Chanos chanos (milkfish), 1583 nucleotides. It is a transcript of the gene dync1li1, whose product is annotated as dynein, cytoplasmic 1, light intermediate chain 1. The transcript is spliced from 13 exons. Lineage: Eukaryota; Metazoa; Chordata; Actinopteri; Gonorynchiformes; Chanidae. Gene Ontology annotation, molecular function: dynein heavy chain binding. Gene Ontology annotation, cellular component: cytoplasmic dynein complex; centrosome. The record is from RefSeq and is a predicted model, not a curated record. Gene Ontology annotation, biological process: microtubule-based movement; microtubule cytoskeleton organization. The coding region runs from base 1 to 1497 and encodes 498 amino acids.